ACGUGACAAGUUCCAAUUUCUUUUUAAAGUCAAUUCAACUGAAGUUUCCUUGCUGCCUCUGAAAUCUUUGGAGAGAGCCCACCAAUUGGACAACUUACUCUUGAGAGGUGUGUGGAUUCUGCUGAAAUGAAAAGGCUAGUUUGGACGCUUUUGGUGUGCUGCUCUGCAAUGGCACAGCUGCAUAGGGACCCUGCCCUGGACCACCACUGGCACCUCUGGAAGAAAACCUAUGGCAAACAGUACACAGAGAAGAAUGAGGAAACAGAACGGCGUCUCAUCUGGGAAAAGAAUCUAAAGUUUGUGAUGUUACACAAUCUGGAACAUUCGAUGGGGAUGCAUUCAUAUGAUCUAGGCAUGAACCACCUGGGAGAUAUGACCAGUGAAGAAGUAGUGUCUUUGAUGACUUGCCUGAAGGUUCCCAGGCAGUCUCAGAGAAAUGUCACUUAUAAGUCAAGCCCUAAUCAGAAAUUGCCUGACUCUCUGGACUGGAGAGAGAAGGGAUGUGUUACCGAAGUGAAAUACCAGGGUUCUUGCGGUUCUUGCUGGGCUUUCAGUGCUGUGGGGGCCUUGGAAGCGCAGCUAAAGCUGACAACAGGAAAGCUGGUGUCUCUCAGUGCACAGAACCUGGUGGAUUGCUCAACUGAAAAGUAUAGGAAUGAAGGCUGCCAUGGUGGCUUCAUGACAGAGGCCUUCCAGUACAUCAUUGAUAACAACGGCAUCGAUUCAGAAGCUUCUUAUCCCUACAAAGCCAUGGAUGAAAAGUGCCAAUAUGACUCAAAAAAUCGUGCUGCUACAUGUUCAAAGUAUACUGAACUUCCCUUUGGCAGUGAAGAGGCCCUGAAAGAAGCUGUGGCCAGUAAAGGCCCUGUGUCUGUUGCUAUAGAUGCAAGCCACUCCUCCUUCUUCCUCUACAGAAGUGGUGUCUACUACGAGCCUGCCUGUACUCAGGUCGUAAAUCAUGGAGUACUAGUGGUUGGCUAUGGAAACCUUAAUGGGAAUGACUACUGGCUUGUGAAAAACAGCUGGGGCCUCUACUUUGGUGACAAAGGAUAUAUUCGGAUGGCAAGAAAUAGAGAAAAUCAUUGUGGGAUUGCCAGUUAUUCAUCUUACCCAGAAAUCUAAGGAACCUCUUCAUUUUAUAACAAGAAAAGAAAAAUGGAACCAUUUCUCUUAACUGUAUCCAAAAGAAAUAAGUGUGACAUGAUCAAUAUAUAUUUUCUGUACUAAUUAGAAAAUAUAGUUUGACUCUUCACUUUUUUCACUUUGCAGAUGUCAGAAAAAACGUUUGCUAAGUAAAUUAAUAAUAUACUAUAGAUAUAACUGAUGAGAAUUGUUCAGCUAAGGCAAUCUUCUGUGUUUGUCAUUGUUUAAUUGUAUACCUUUUGUCUUUUUAAGUCUCCUAAUAUGCUUUCGUAAGUUGAUGGCCUACAAUUGUUUAAUAAAUCUAUCAUUUCAAAUUUC
Molecule: messenger RNA, 1461 nt
Organism: Otolemur garnettii (small-eared galago)
Lineage: Eukaryota; Metazoa; Chordata; Mammalia; Primates; Galagidae
Gene: CTSS
Product: cathepsin S
Exons: 8
Coding region: 127-1122 (331 amino acids)
Biological process (GO): immune response
Cellular component (GO): lysosome
Molecular function (GO): cysteine-type endopeptidase activity
Source: RefSeq, a predicted model, not a curated record